Molecule: messenger RNA, 3385 nt
Organism: Tympanuchus pallidicinctus (lesser prairie-chicken)
Lineage: Eukaryota; Metazoa; Chordata; Aves; Galliformes; Phasianidae
Gene: VASH2
Product: vasohibin 2
Exons: 7
Coding region: 129-998 (289 amino acids)
Biological process (GO): regulation of angiogenesis
Cellular component (GO): cytoplasm
Source: RefSeq, a predicted model, not a curated record
GCGCUCAGCCGCGGGCGGUGGGCAGCAGCAGCGGCGGCGGCUCGGAGGAGGAGGAUCAGCGGGACGGCGGGGUGCUGUUCCUUGUCAACAAGAGCGGCUUCCCGCUGGACGGGCAGACCUGGGAGCGGAUGUGGGGGCACGUGGAGCGGGUGCACCCCGACGGCAGCGCCGUGGCCGCCGCCAUCCGCAGCGCCGCCUGCCUGGCCCGGCCCUCGGUUCCGCCCGUGCCCAAUUACAAGCUCUCCAUGUCCAUCCCAGAAUGGCUGCAGGCAAUACAGACCUACAUGAAGAUGCUGCAAUACAAUCACACGGGAACUCAGUUCUUCGAGAUCAGAAAAUCCAGACCUCUAAGUGGGUUGAUGGAAACAGCAAGAGAAAUGACCAGGGAGUCCUUACCUAUCAAAUGCCUUGAAGCAGUCAUCCUGGGGAUAUACCUAACAAAUGGGCAGCCCUCUGUGGAACGAUUCCCCAUCAGCUUUAAAACCCACUUCUCAGGGAACUAUUUUCAUCAUGUGGUGCUUGGGAUUUACUGCAAUGGCCGGUAUGGAUCACUGGGCAUGAGCAGGCGCUCGGACCUAAUGGACAAACCUCUGACUUACCGAACUCUGAGCGACCUCAUCUUUGAAUUUGAAGACUCCUAUAAGAAGUACUUGCAUUCAGUCAAAAAAGUCAAAAUCGGAUUAUAUGUUCCGCAUGAGCCACACAGCUUUCAGCCCAUUGAGUGGAAACAGCUGGUCCUCAACGUAUCCAAAAUGAUGCGCACAGAAGUCAGGAAGGAGCUGGAGAAGUUUGCCAGAGAUAUGAGGAUGAAGAUUCUGAAGCCCUCAAGUGCCCAUUCUCCCAUGAAGGAGAGGUCGCGGGGUAAGUCGCUGUCCCCUCACCGAAGGCAGGCCAGCCCUCCGAGACGGCCGUUCAGAAGAGACAAAUCGCCUGCGGUGGUGGACAAGAAGGGAGACCUGGCUACGCUCAACGAGGUGGGCUACCAGCUCCGCAUCUAACAAAGCCAUAGGCUGGACAGAGGGCUUCCUCGGUGCUUCCCACUGCACUUUACCCUCACUCCAUUGGAAGGAAAAAGGAACGGGACUAUUUAUUAACUUGUGGACACUUACAGUAAAGGUUUUAUCUAGAAAAUAGAACAGAAUUUUCUUGGUGGCUGUAUUUAUUUUCAUUCAGUUCAUGAAAAGGCAUUAGUGAAGAGAACCUUCACUCUAUCAUGUAGGACAUAACAGCAGUUGUAUGUGAAUUUCUGCAAGUAGAGUUUUGCUAUGUGAGCAUUAAUGGAAUUUGGACAUUGUGCUGGCUGGUACCUUUGGGUGGGCUACAACUCAUACUCUUAGUAUUAAGAUGUGCUGGGUGCAGUGUUUAAAAAAAAAAUAAAAUCACAUUCAGUAUUAAUAGUCAGUUCAGCAAUAAAAACAACCAGUGCAGCAGUGGCAUGAUUUUUUGAAGUGUCAACAUUACCUCACAAAACUGAAUAGAUAUGCAAAACUGUCAGUAUUACUGUUUUGUAACAAGUUUGUACUGUUUCCCAGCAUUCCUGGUAGUAUUAAAAUGGCACUGGACGUGCCCUGCCACCUCUUUGUUGUUCUGUGCAUGUUGCUGAAAGACAUUAAUAGUAAUAUGCAAGUUGUAUUCUUAAAAACACAUUUUCUUGGGGAAAAAUGAGUUUUUUAAAAAAAUAAUGAUAAUUGAUUAAUAAUGAAUUUCUAAUAUUUCAUAAUUUUUUAUACUUUGUCACAAGCUUUUUGUCUUUCUUGACUACACUGCUGAAGCACAAGAAGAAGAGAUUGCUGUUUUUGUAGAGACAAGUGUCCACAAUAAUGGUUUGUUGCUUGUGUAUGUUAUUGCAAUCAUGGAAAAAACGUCCAAAUUGCUGAGUCUUUACACAGCUCUUUCAAGAUUUGUGUGCAGCUUUGAACCUCGUCGUUGAAAGGCCAAGUGCUCUCAGAUAGUGAUGCCUUGACAUCUUAUAUUAAGAUCAGACAUCACAGGCUGAAGUUAAGCUUCCACUGUGCUGCCGAGGGAAUUUCUCUUGUAUGCAUCGUAAUCACAACUGCUUAGUCAGACCUGAAUAAGGAAGCUUGUAUUGGAACAAGUUCAGCAAUAAAAUGCAUGGUGUGUCUGAAAUAACCAAGAACCAGGCUUGUCUGCUUCUUCCCUCUCUGCCCUUCUGCUGUGAGACUUGGCUAAGGACCUGUGAUGGAUGGCAGUGUUCACAAGUGACGUGGUAAGAGACUUUCAUGCCUUUCACAUGAAUGAAGUUCUCUGGAAGCAUUUGAGCGCUGCAUUCAUGAAAAUAUUUCAUUAGGUGCCUAAGUAGAAACUGGAUUAUUCCAAACAUCCAGCCUCUACCCUUUGUGCUGUGCUUAUGGAUUAUACUGCCGUGGUCCUUGUGUACCUCCUCUUCUGGGCACGCACUUGUUUUGGAAUCUCCUAGAAGACAGGACAUUCUAACACAGUGACAGUAAUACUGAAUGAAAUGGAAUGAUGUAAGCUCCCAAAACCCUUCCUGCAUCAGCCAGGAAACGAAUGAAAACAGAAGGAAAUGAGUGCAUAUACCCAAACCUCACUGCUUGCUCAGAAGAGUCAGUGAACUCAUCUCCCUAGGAUAGAAAGCCAACAGAGACCCAGCAAGCUUCUACAAACAGCAAAACGCUCUUCGGUAAUCAUUCUUCACGAGGCCUGGAAAAAAGGCCUUUCAAAUGUAUUAUACUUCCUUAUACAAGAUUACUUGAUCAGUUACAGGGAGGCCUUUCUCAUCCCUCUUUCCCCACCCUUUUUCACUCCUCUGUUCACAAAAGGAAUUUUGGUUCAGGGGUGAAGUUGAAGAGAGGGAAGAAUUUUUUUUAGUAGAAAUUCUUGUGUAAUUUGACAUCAGCUACAGUCUUUGGUUUACACUUUGUGCUGCUCAGUGUCUUGUGACAGUUUUCUUCUUGUGUCUUAGAUUUCUCAUGGGUAAAAUACUGUAGAAAAACUGACAUGGUGAUCAGCUGUAUCAUAUAGCAUGAGGGUAUCUGGUAUGUUUCUAGCUUUUUCAAUGGAACCACAGUUUACUACUCUUUAACUCAAGAAUCAGUGGUUGGUAUAUAUCUAUUACCAGGGUCCAGAGCGAUCUGAGUUAUUUCUUCUUAGCCUCUAACUUAUACUGAAGCUCUUUUAUGCUACAGAGCUGUUCUGAGGUGGUUCUUGUUCAACUGAAAAUUUCUCUUGAAACUUGCUUAUUAUGGCAUUUGUCUUAAUGGUGGUUCUAGUGGCUGUUUUGUUACCUUACUGCAAAAUGGUCAAAUAAUGUAGAAAACAUGCAUGCUGUUCUUUGUUUUUUUUCAUUACUUGUAUGCUUACGCACAGUGUGAGACUUCAAUAAAAUAUCAUGGUAGUCUUUGUA